UUCAAUAUAUUGGUGAUCCCCCCAUCCGACUUCCAGGAUUGAUGUACAUAACAUGUCAAAAUGUGUGGCCUUCUGAAACGCAACAUGUUGACCCCAAAGUAGCCUAUGAACCGAGGAAGUAGUUUUGUAAAAUAAUUUGGGUAGCUCAGUAUAGAAAAUGACUAAACCUCUACUGAAAAUGCAUUAUAAAUAUGUUUUUCCCUGAAGGUGACUAAUUUUCCUCCCAAACUUGGGCAGGGCAGGGACCCAAAACUGAAUGCAAAACUAUAUGCCCCUCCCAUGGACCCUGAGAAAAAUAGAUCAAUUGGAAUAUGGUCCACUUUGCACUUUUGUCAUAUAUUUUGUGAUUGUGCAUCUAAAGCUCAAAGAACUUAAACCAUGAUAUUGGUACAAUAGUGCUUGGGGUGAAAAGUCCAUAUAAUUAGUUAGAAAAGUGAGCAAAAUACAGCAUAAAAAGCAAGUGGAUAGCAAAGUAAAUGUCGUGUUCAAGAAAAAUAUGCCACAAUUUGCUAUGCAUGUCACAUACAGAUGUUUGGUAGUUUCCUUUAAGGUUGUGCUUGCUAGCAUGGUUUAUAGCAAUUCACAAGUGCAAAUAAAAAUUCCAAUACAGAUGCAAAUUUGUAAUAAAUACAUUUUAUAAAUUUUUCAGUAAAAGAGUUCCAAAAUAAAAUUAUUCCCUCUCUAUAUGGCAGCUAUUUCAGUGUAAUGUAUAUUUGCUAAAGGCAAAAGGGUACACCCAAUGCUUUUAGACAAUGAUGGUACACCUAGGAUACAUACCUAUGACUGAUGACUUUGCCCCAGGACACAUUCAGAUAAUAAGCCCCACUCUUUCCUCUGCUGGGUGCUGAGUCCAGACCUGUGUUACAUGCAAUGCAAAUGGGGCAGUGGCACUUUUAUAAAGCUCAAUAUGUAUCCCUUAAAGUCAAUUACAGAUAAGAGUAAUUUAUUUAGCACAGGGAAAGCAAGAUUAUUUUGCAUUUUUGACAAUCACACAGGGUUGACAUACCAAAAGGGAAGAUACAUGAAAGAUGCCUGACGUUUUUACGCCUGAAGAGCUGACAUCGUUGUUGAGGGGAAAGACUGUGGUGUACGUGGGAGACUCCAAUGUAAGGGGACUGUACAAAGACCUGGUCUGGCUGUCCAACAACUGCUCAUACACUCCUCUGAAAUUCCUGAAAGCCAAGCUGGAGCAGAGUUUCGCCGGCGACCGGCUGGUGGACGGGCUGAUGGCGUCCCGCGGCCGCGACUACCGCGAGGUGCGUCACUACAGCUCGCCCAACGGCCUCCUCAACGUCUGCUUCAUGUUCUGCACGCGCAUCUACUCGGCUUACAUGCGCGGGCUGCUGGACCAGAUGCGCCAGGCGUCGCCCGACCUCGUCGUCGUCAACAGCUGCGUCUGGGACAUUUCCAGGUGGGGCCCGCGGGGCGUCGAGGAGUACAAGGUAAACCUGCACCGGUUCCUGCAGCACGUGCAGCUGGCGGUGCGGCCGGACACCAUGCUGGUGUGGCUGACGGCCAUGCCGGUGUCGUCCGAGCCGCGCGGAGGCUUCCUCAUCAAACAGGUGGAGUUUCUGCGCCACACGCUCCGCUUCGACGUGAUGGAGGCCAACAGCUUCUGCGCCGGCGUGGUGCGCGAGUUCGGCUACGACGUGCUGGACGUGCACUACCAGUUCCGCUGUCUGAUCCACCAUCGUAACCGGGAUGGCAUCCACUGGAGUCCCAGGGCCAUCCGCGCCACCACCAACAUGCUGCUCACCCACAUCUGUCUGUCGUGGAACCGUCACCCGCCGGGACGGGGUCCUGGCCGCCUGCUGCGGCGCGCCGCCGCCGAGUCGUGCCUCUCUCCGGACGCCAUACAGGACAUCAGCGGCCGCCCGCUGACCGCCGGCCAGCUGGCGGCGGCUCGCUACGUGCGCGGCGACCAGGCGCCCGGCACCCGCUAGGGGGCGCCGCCAGGGGUGCCGCGGGGCGCAGCUCCGGACGGGCCGGCCUGCGGUCCGGGGCGCGGCUCGGCGGAGUGACACCGGAGGAAGAGGCGUGAGGGGAGCUGGCUCUCGGCGGGAGGUGAUCUCGCUCUCCGGUGGGGCGAGGAGGGAGGGGCUGGGCUGGGCCGCCAGUGCAGCCAGGGGAAGAUCAAAGAGGACGGCGCAGCGCGCGGUGAGAGCGUAGAGAGAGAGAGAGCCUCGGCGCUGAGUUCGGCAACAUGCAGACGUACCCUCAUAACAGAGCUGUGUUAGCCAAGAAGUGCUUUCAUUGUGUAUGAACAUUCGCUGCAGUUUUGCGUCAUUCCAUAACAGUUGUAACGUAACUCAGAAGGUCUCAUUUGUAGCGUUCGUGCUUCCCGCACGUUUUCUGACGGACCCAAGCGUGCGACGUCUUUUUAGAAUGUUUGUGUUGAUGUCAGUGAGCUACGCGCAUAGCAGAGACAAGUGUGGAACUCUGCGUAAGGCUCGGGGCCUGGGCUCUCCCAAAGCUGAAAGCCGCUCCUGCGGUACUGUGCCAUGGGCCCUGGGCGGAAGCGUGACAAGUGGUAAUAGCCGUGGACCCCAGCAAUGAUUGUCAGUGAGUGCAGCUACGCGAUGUGCCAACAACUGAAGCAACUGUGAUCUCCAGGCGGUCUGCCGCGGCGGCUGUGGCCAAGCUCGGGUAAAACUUUUGAUAAAUAAAUGCUGCGCAAGCGUGCCCAGAUGUGGAAAGUGUUCCUGUGCGACCGG
Messenger RNA from Pollicipes pollicipes, 2714 nucleotides. Its product is annotated as PC-esterase domain-containing protein 1A. The record is from RefSeq and is a predicted model, not a curated record. The transcript is spliced from 8 exons. Lineage: Eukaryota; Metazoa; Arthropoda; Thecostraca; Pollicipedomorpha; Pollicipedidae. The coding region runs from base 1029 to 1943 and encodes 304 amino acids.